Messenger RNA from Oncorhynchus nerka (sockeye salmon), 4859 nucleotides. It is a transcript of the gene ints6l, whose product is annotated as integrator complex subunit 6 like. The transcript has 18 exons. Gene Ontology annotation, cellular component: integrator complex. The coding region runs from base 189 to 2915 and encodes 908 amino acids. NCBI's taxonomy places the organism in Eukaryota, Metazoa, Chordata, Actinopteri, Salmoniformes, Salmonidae. Gene Ontology annotation, biological process: snRNA 3'-end processing. The record is from RefSeq and is a predicted model, not a curated record.
CAGCAGUGCUUAGGAAAGACAGAUAGUCAGGCAGCGGCAAGGGGUGGCUGUACGACCCUCUUUUGGGGGGGGUCUGAUUAUUACAAAAAAAAUAUACACACAUAUAUGCAUGCCCCGGCCGCAAGAUAGGUCAUAUGACGAUAAUAGGUAUUUUAGAAAGCAUAUAGCUAUAUAUCUAUAAAUUUAAGAUGCCUAUUUUACUUUUCCUGAUAGACACGUCCGCUUCUAUGAAUCAGCGCACUUAUUUGGGUACGACGUAUCUGGACAUUGCUAAAGGCGCGGUUGAGAUCUUUAUGAAGCUGCGUGCCCGAGACCCGGCUAGUAGAGGCGACAGGUACAUGCUAGUUACAUUCGAUGAUCCACCAUACGGAGUUAAGGCGGGCUGGAAGGAGAACCAUGCCACGUUUAUGAGUGAACUGAAGAAUCUGCAGGCGUCUGGACUGACAACUCUGGGUCACGCUCUCCGCGCAGCCUUUGACCUACUCAACCUAAACCGCCUUGUCUCUGGCAUCGACAACUAUGGACAGGGCCGUAACCCGUUCUUUCUGGAGCCUUCGGUGAUCAUCACCAUCACGGAUGGGAACAAGCUGACUCACACCUCUGGGGUGCCGGAUGAGCUUCACCUGCCCCUGACCUCUCCACUGCCAGGCAGUGAGCUGACCAAGGAGCCAUUCCGGUGGGACCAGCGGCUCUUCGCCCUGGUGCUGCGUCUCCCUGGGGCAGCCACGCCCGACAGCGAGCAGCUGGGCAGCGUCCCCAACGACGAGUCUGCCAUCACCCAGAUGUGUGAGGUCACUGGAGGUCGGUCAUACUGUGUACGGACUCAGAGGAUGCUGAACCAGUGUCUGGACUCUCUGGUCCAGAAGGUUCUGAGUGGUGUCGUCAUUAACUUUGAAAAGACAGGGCCAGAUCCGCCUCUGGUAGGCGAAGAUGGUAUGGUUGACCCGAGCCGGGCCGUGUUGUCCUUCAGCCCACAGCCCUGGCACAGCUGCCACAAGCUCAUCUACGUGCGACCCAACCCCAAGACAGGGGUGCCUGUAGGCCACUGGCCGAUCCCCGAGUCCUUCUGGCCGGACCAGAACUCCCCCGCUCUGCCUCCUCGCUCUGCCCACCCCAUGGUGCGUUUCACCUGUGUGGACUGUGAGCCCAUGGUGAUUGACAAGCUGCCCUUUGACAAGUACGAACUGGAGCCCUCGCCACUCACCCAGUAUAUCCUGGAGAGGAAGUCCCCACACAUGUGCUGGCAGGUCUUUGUGAACAGUAGUGGAAAGCACAGUGACCUAGCCCAGCCCUUUGGCUACCUGAAGGCCAGCACCACUCUCUCCUGUGUCAACCUCUUCGUCAUGCCUUACAACUACCCAGUUGUUUUGCCACUCCUUGAUGACCUGUUUAAAGUGCACAAACUGAAGCCAAACCUAAAGUGGCGGCAGGCCUUUGAGAUCUACCUGAAGACCAUGCCUCCUUACUUUCUCUUGCCAUUGAAGAAGGCACUGCGCAUGAUGGGAGCGCCCAACCUCAUCUCCGACAACAUGGACUGUGGCCUCAGCUACAGUGUCAUCUCCUACCUAAAGAAGCUUAGCCAGCAGGCAAAGAUGGAGUCAGAUCGCCUGAUCGUGUCUGUAGGGAAGAAGGCUCCCCAAGAGACUGGGAUAAAGGUGAAGAACCACUCCAACACUCUGUCCCUGGCCCACCGCAAAGACUUCAAGCAGCUGCUGCAGGGUAUCACUGGAGAGAUGUCCCUCCGCCUUGCAGACAUCAACUUCAAGGAGUUUGCCGGCUUUCAGAUUGCACUGCUCAACAAGGAUCUAAAGCCUCAGGCGUAUCGAAACGCCUAUGACAUCCCAAGGAGGAACCUUCUGGAUCAGCUGACACGGAUGCGCUCCAACCUUCUGAGGACUACUCAGAAACUUAUCAGAGGACAAGAUGAAGACUACCUUCACAGUAUACCCAUGGUUCAGAUGGGCAACUAUCAGGAGUAUCUAAAGAUGAUGCCCUCUCCUCUGAGAGAGAUCGACCCUGACCAACCCAAACGCCUGCACACCUUCGGCAACCCAUUCAAACAGGACAAGAAGGGGAUGAUGAUUGAUGAGGCAGAUGAGUUUGUAACGGGUCCCCAAAGCAAGAAGAGAGGCGUUACUGGGGACCCCAACUCGGGGGCUGCUCUGAAGAGAAGGCGGAGCAUGUCCCCUUUACUGCGUCGGCCCCAGACUCCACCAAUCAUCACCAACCAUGUAGUGGGGAAGGGGUCCAAUGGGAACGGGGUCCCGGGACAGCCUGGCAUCAAGCCCAUCCCACUGCACAAAGGAGCAGAGGGGAACAGCAUGCUGGGCACAGAGAAUAACAGGGAGGGGGGUGUGGGGCCUGAAUCAGGGGACGGCUGGCCUGGAGUGGUGGUGGACGGUGUGGACGGUGUGUGCACAAAUGCACUCAUCCUGGAGGAGAGAGAGAGUGAGAGGCCUGGGAUGUGUGCGGGGGACAGUGGGGAGGACAGUGGCGUGGAGGAGGACAGGUUAGGGGAGGGUGGCCUGGAUGAGCGGCCCCCCUCAGAGAGACAGCAGCAAAGCUGUGAGGGGGACCAGGAGGGAGAGCUGGAGGGAGAUGAAAAUGGAGCAGACCAAGCUGAGCCUGAGGCGGUCACCAUAGCCCCACUAGAUGGCAGCAAUGCUGAGCUGCGCACGCGGGUCAUCAAGGAGGUCCGCAAACCUGGCCGCAACUAUGAGACCAUAUUCAGGCUGCUGGAGGAGGUGAAGGGGUCUGUGACGAUCCAGAGGUACUUCAUCCAUCACGCGAUCAAGGAGGCUGCCAGGUUUAAGAAGCGGGUGCUGAUCCAGCAGUUGGAGACAGCUCUGGAGUUGAUUGAGGAGAAGGAGCUGCAGCUCCCUGCUGUCCGCCUCAACAACGACCAUGGUAGAUAGUGAAGAAGUGGCCUGCAGGGGUCCCUGCUCAGAAUCACAAAGAUAUGUACAGGAACAGGGUACUCUCCUUCACAAGACAUGGACAGGAACAGGGUACUCUCCUUCACAAGACAUGGACAGGAACAGGGUACUCUCCUUCACAAGACAUGGACAGGAACAGGGUACUCUCCUUAAUAAGACAUGACAUACACAUGGUCCAACAACACCCCAUAGGAUGUAAAGUUGAAAGAAGGAGGCAAUAGAGGAGACGACAGAGGGCUGAGAUCCCUCCCUAUCUAUGUGUUGUGACAUUGUGCCUCAACAGCACUCACACAUGGAGAUGGAAGGGUCAGGGGUUAUAAUUCGGGAGGGAGGAGGAGGGUAGGGCCAGAGCCAGACCAAUGUGGAGAUAAGUUAAGAGACUCUGGAUGUAAUCCACUCCAAUAGUGACUGAUGCCAUUGCUGACCAUAUGGCUAAUUCAGUUUGUCCACAGACAUUGAUUAAUUCACACACACACACCAUAGACUUAGAUAGACAUCGCAUCAUUGUAUCUGUCUCUUUAUGCUGUCUGUGAGAGCAUGGGCAGUGCCAUUAAGGCCAUCUCCAUUUUGAAGUAGCCCAUUUUCUUAUUCUACUACUUCUAUGAGUUGGUAAACAAACUGAAAGGGCGCAUACUGUCCUCUAAAAUGUGUUGUUUGAACAGGUAUAAAGCCAAUGUUUUGCUCACAAGUGUAAUUAUUUGGCUUGUCCCUUCAUGUGAUCCUUCCUGAACCCAUAGGAAGUCCCACCCAGUUGACUACUUCAAAAUGGUGAAAGUCCUUAAUGGCGCUGCCCAUGCUCAAACUGGCUUUUGGGCACUAGUUCUCUAUAUUUCUCUAUGACACACACACACACACACACCUUUUGAAUCAGGUCUUAGUGCAGUUCUGAUUAGUCAUUAUAGGACAGGAAGGAUUUUUCAUGUGAGGCAUGUAAUAAUGGAACUCUUAUUACAGCAAUUUUACAUGUAGUGUAAUUACUAGUAAUACUGGUAAUGACUAUUGACAAUACAGCUGUAGGACAACUGUGCUCACAUUACAGUUUAGAGCAAUAAGGAUAUCUGCCGACUGAUCGGAAGGUUUAACAUUAGCCUAUUUAUGUUUGGCCUAAAUAUAUACAUUUGAUGUAAGAAACACACUGUGUACUAACUACAUAGGCGUUGUGGCUCACAUGAGAAAUCUGAUCUACCUCAAGUCUUCUAGGUGUUGGAGUGCUGUGGGUUUUUGUGCUGCAUGGGCCUGCAGGACAAUAAUACCAUGUCAAAUCACAUACUGACCUAAGAUGCCCUCCAUGGAUCAACUGUCCCAGCAUGGGAGCUGUUCUCAAAGCAAUAGCACACUUCAUGUAGGUUAUGUUCAGUAACGUGUGGACUUGGUUCAGUAAAACAUUGGUGCAGUCACUGAGAUUACGCUAGCUGUUGGGGUCCAUCUUGAGGGACUGGAGCCUGGCCUGCUGUCUCCACUCUCUCUCUCCCUGCCUUCUCCUCGGCACUCUAGUGCACUAUAUACGGAAUAGGGUGCCAUUUUGGAAGCGCUCAAGUGUCACAGUCUCCCCAUUGAUUCUCCCCUGGAAGAACUGUGUGGUCAACCAAAAUCUCUGCUCCCUGUUCGUCGGUCACCUUUUUCUGGACUAGCACAGCUUGGGAACAACCAACCUUCUGUAUUUCAGAGAACAAACACAAGCUACCCAUUUCUCUUUUGUCUUCCCCCCCAAAGUUUCUUUUUCAAAUGAAAGAUUGUAUUUUAUUGUUCAUAAAUCUAAACUAUUUUUGGAUGGUGUUCAUACCAGAACAUUAAAAAAGAGAAUAUUUUGAGAGUAAAAGUUGUAUAAAGGCCAUUUUGUUAACUGUUAUAUAUAUAACAUUGAAAAUGUACAAUUCUUUUUUAAAUAAACAAAAAAAUAAAACAAACAAAUGACUAAAUGUA